AGAUUUUCAUCUAUGUAUUUUAUUUUAAUUCUUAAUUAUCUUCGCCUACUAAAUUAUCUAUCAGUAUGGGAAAAAAUAAAUUCAUCGACAAGAAAAAAUCGGCGACGUUCCAGUUACUCGCCCGGGAUACUUCGGAUGCGAACUACUCAUCCGGACUCUCUAGUGACCGAGUUUUCGUGAGAGUCGACAAUAAUCAGUACAAAGUUGCGGCUUUUGAGGAUGAGGACCAGCAACGACGGCGUUCGUUUGAUGACCCAAAUUCAGUAUUCGACGACGCGCCGGAGGACUAUUACGAGUGCGGAUACCCUGGGAAUGGAGCUCGGACGGGGUCGUCGUUGCCGGACCAUGUAAGGAGGGAGAUACUUGAGCUAGGUUUGGACGAUGGAUACAAUUAUCUGAUGCAUUUGAGGGAGAUAAAGAAUUCCGGCGGCGGUUCUGUUUAUUAUCAGAAUCCCAAAGCUCAGCUUGGUCAUCUUCCUCCCGAUGUUAAGGCCUAUAAUGCAUCAAGGCUAGAAAUUUCAAGAGUGGAGGAUGAGUCCAAUGAGAAGUCUAUGUAUGCUGUUGCAUCCAAAACUCUAAAUGCAAAAGUUGAGAAAGUGGCUGAUGAUGACAUUGCAGCAUUACUAUAUGACAGUGAUUUGUCACAGUUUGGCUCUGAUAGAGAGGACUUGGAAGAGGACUUUGUGGUCAAAGCAAACCUUCUAGAAGGACCAUCUGACCUGGAACUUGGUAAAAAGCUGAGAUUGCUAGAGACGCGCAGGUUAAUAGGAGAAACUGUCGCAGGAUCUGUUACUGUUGAAAAUGAGAAGCCAAGGGUUCGCCGUCCUUUAGAUGAGCAGUUUGACUUGCUUGAACUUCAGGAAUAUGGUGCAGACAGUGAUGGUGAUUAUGGUGUUUAUGAUGACGCUGAAGAAGAUGCUUGUGAAGAAUCCCUCGCUGAGAAGCUUAAUCAUGCAUUAAACCGUCAUCUUGAUGGCUUAAAUAAAGAAGGAUUGGAGGAUCUGGAGUCACCAGAAUCUGCUGCAGAUGUCAUCCAAAGGUGCAGAGAAUAUGGAAAAUAUGAAAAUGAAAGUGAAGAUGAAAAGGAGGUGGUUUUUCAGGAAAGUAGUGAUGAAUCAGGUUGGGAUUGCGAGACUAUAGUUUCAACAUAUUCAAAUCUUGAUAAUCACCCUGGGAAGAUCGGAGCUCCAGAAACGAGAAAGAAGAAGCUAGCUGAAACCUUUGCUGCAACGUUGAGUUCUCCAGGACAUAUAAUAGCUCUUAAAGGCAAACAGAAGCUUCCUGUAGACUUUUUGCCCACUAGAAAAUCUUACAGAUAUGGUGAGGAUAUGAAUGGUCUGAGACCUGAGCAACCUCAGAGGAAACAACGUGGUCAAGAGACAAAGGAGGAAAAGAAAGAAAGAAAGGCUGCUGUCAAAGAAGAACGACGUGAGGCACGUCGUGUGAAAAAAGAAUUGAAGGGGGUUUACAAGUAUGAAGCAAAUCGUGCUCAGAAGGUUGCUGCUGUUGCUGGUCCAUCUUUGGUUCAUCUAAUGUGA
Coffea arabica (coffee) is the source of this 1538-nucleotide messenger RNA. The record is from RefSeq and is a predicted model, not a curated record. NCBI's taxonomy places the organism in Eukaryota, Viridiplantae, Streptophyta, Magnoliopsida, Gentianales, Rubiaceae.